AUGGAAAUAGCUAUGAUAAGGGCUAAUAUCGAGGAGGAUAGUGAGGCCACCAUGGCUCGUUUCUUAAAUGGAUUAAAUAAGAACAUAGCUGAUCUUGUAAAAUUACAACACUAUGUGGAGUUUGAAGACAUGGUGAAUAUAGCUAUGAAAAUUGAAAAGCAGCUCAAACGCAAGGUUACAAAGUCAAAGAAUAAAAAUGAAAUAGGCAGUAAGGGUAAAGGUGAGAAUCAAACUAGAGGAAUUAGGUGCUUUAAGUGUCUAGGAUUUGGUCAUAUGGCACGUGACUGUCCUAACAAAAGGGAAAUGUUGAUGAGAGAUGGUGAUGUUGAGUCUGAAAGUGAAAAUGAAAAUGGAGAUGAAAUACCACCUUUAGAAGAUGUUAGUGAUAUUGAAUAUGCUAGGGGAGAUGCUUUGGUUGUACAACACACACUUAGUUUGCAAAGUAAAAAUGAUGAGUUUGGCGAACAACGUGAAAAUCUUGGAAGUUGUACAAAUGUUGCUAGUACUUUGCUAGUGGGAAAACUGAAAUUACCUACUAUUAAACAUCCAAAACCUUAUAAAUUGCAAUGGUUGAAUGAUAGCGGUGUUGUGAAGGUGACUCAGCAAGUAUUAGUUUCUUUUUCUACUGGUAGAUAUAAGGAUGAGGUAUGGUGUGAUGUUGUACCUAUGUAUGCUGGUCACGUGUUGUUGGGAAGACCAUGGCAAUACGAUAGGAAGGAAAAUAAGGAUCUAUUUCAAGAAGAUGUACCUAAUGGUUUGCCACCAAUAAGAGGUAUUGAACAUCAAAUUGACUUCAUUCCAGGUGCAAGCAUUCAAAAUAGACCUGCAUAUAGAUGCAAUCCGGAGGAAAGCAAGGAGAUCCAAAAGCAAGUGAGUGAGCUUAUGGAGAAAGGGUAUGUUCGAGAAAGCAUGAGCCCAUGUGAUGUUCCUGUAUUACUAGUUCCUAAAAAGGAUGGAACUUGGAGAAUCAAGAGUUUAGAUGAGCAUGUACAACAUUUGAAAUCUGUUUUUGAAGUGCUUAGAACUAAAAAGUUGUAUGCUAAUCUAAAGAAAUGCACAUUUUUCUCUAAUGAAAUUACAUUUCUUGGUUAUAUUGUUAAUGACAAAGGAAUACAUGUUGAUCAAGAAAAGGUGAAAGUAAUUAGGGAGUGGCCAAAACCCACUAAUGUUAGUAAUGUAAGAAGUUUCCAUGGCCUUGCUAGCUUUUAUAGGAGAUUCAUCAAGGAUUUUUCUACAAUUGCUGCACCAUUGACUGAAUGCAUUAAAAAGAAUGUGGGAUUUAAGUGGAGUAAAGAACAAGAUGAGGCUUUUAACUUGCUUAAAGAUAAACUUAGCUCAGCACCUUUGCUUGCUUUGCCUAACUUUUCUAAACCUUUUGAAAUUGAGUGUGAUGCAAGUGGCAUAGGUAUCGGUGGAGUUUUAAUGCAAGAAAGCCAGCCAAUUGCGUUCUUUAGUGAGAAAUUGAGUGGAUCAAGUUUAAACUACCCUACAUAUGACAAGGAGUUCUAUGCGUUGGUAAGAGUCUUGCAAACAUGGCAGCACUACCUCUGCUACAAGGAAUUCAUUAUCCACACCGACCAUGAGUCCCUGAAAUAUCUCAAAGGAUAA
This is a messenger RNA of Ricinus communis (castor bean), 1608 nucleotides long. RefSeq lists its product as uncharacterized. Lineage: Eukaryota; Viridiplantae; Streptophyta; Magnoliopsida; Malpighiales; Euphorbiaceae. Gene Ontology annotation, molecular function: zinc ion binding; nucleic acid binding. The transcript has 5 exons. The coding region runs from base 1 to 1608 and encodes 535 amino acids. The record is from RefSeq and is a predicted model, not a curated record.